Molecule: messenger RNA, 990 nt
Organism: Glycine soja
Lineage: Eukaryota; Viridiplantae; Streptophyta; Magnoliopsida; Fabales; Fabaceae
Product: FT-interacting protein 4-like
Exons: 4
Coding region: 1-990 (329 amino acids)
Source: RefSeq, a predicted model, not a curated record
AUGGUGUUUGGUGCCGGAGAAGAUCCAUUUUCGAUUUGCAUAGAUGGAUGGUCCGGUUGGCCUCUUCAUCGGAUUCACUCGUAUAAGAAUGUGGAGCAGAGAAUUGAUGCCACUCCACCAACUACUGUAUGGCACAACCUUCAGAAGCGAAAGGAAAAUGAGGGUGAAGAAGAGGUUGGGUUUUCUAGUAAACUUAAUAUGAGGAUCUCUUCGGAUGGAGGGUACCAUCUAGGAAUUCUAAAUGUUGUGGGGAUCUCUCCAAUGAAGAAGAAAAAUCGCACUUAUGCCUAUUGUGUAGCUAAGUAUGGUCCCAAGUGGGUGAAGACGAGGACUAUUAUAGAUAGUCUUUCUCCAAAGUGGAAUGAGCAAUAUACUUGGGAAGUGUAUGACCCUUGCACUGUGAUCACAAUUGUUGUGUUUGAUAAUGGAAAAUUACACUCACUCUUAUCUGCUUAUAAACCUGCACACACAAGGAGCCAGGAAGAUGGGGGAAAUUCAAUUGGCUGUGAGUUGGAUAGUUUGAGGAACCAAGUUGCUGCAAUCACUACAUUGAGGUUCAAAAGGGCUGAAGCACCACUUAGUAAAGAGGUUGUGGAGUACAUGCUAGACGCGGGGGAAAAUGUGUGGAGCAUGAGGAGGGGGAGAGCUCAAUUUCACAGGAUUGCUGUUCUUCUAAAUGUUUUGGUCUUUGUUGCUAAACAUUUUGACGAGAAAAAAAUUACCACGGUGCUUAGCUACUUCAUGUUUCUCUAUGUUGUUUUCUGCCCAUGGAUAAUUUUGCCAUCAACGAUCUUAUUCCUCCUUUUGGUUGGGAUUUGGUGCUAUAGAACAUGGCCAAGAUAUCCUUCCCAUACGGAUAUCAAAUUGUCUCAUGUUGAUACAACCACUGUUGAGGAAUUAGAAGAAGAAUUUGAUAAUCCUUUUCCAUCUAGAUUUAGUGGUGAUAAUCUGAGAACAAGACUCACACUCCCCCACUCAUCUUUGUGGUGA